Molecule: messenger RNA, 920 nt
Organism: Vigna radiata var. radiata (mung bean)
Lineage: Eukaryota; Viridiplantae; Streptophyta; Magnoliopsida; Fabales; Fabaceae
Product: auxin-responsive protein IAA33
Exons: 2
Coding region: 383-856 (157 amino acids)
Biological process (GO): regulation of DNA-templated transcription
Cellular component (GO): nucleus
Molecular function (GO): protein binding
Source: RefSeq, a predicted model, not a curated record
CCCCAAUGUUCUUGAUUUGGACAUUGAGUGUACCUACUCAGUCUACCUACUCCAUAAAAAAAAUUAAAAUGACAUUUCAGCUUCAUCUUCCACCUCCACCAGCUUUCCAAGCACGCCUCUCCCUCCCACUCUGAUCUCGUCGGCUCCCACCUCCACUUUCACUCCGACUCCGAUGAAGAGGGAUACAAAUAUCAUAGCAAAACUCUCUUAUUUUUCACUCUCACACGCCGUAAUCUCUUCGUGUAAAGAAACUCUGGAAACCUCAAAUCCCAGAAACUCAGAAACUCUGGGAACCCCAGUUCCUAGAAACUCAGUCUUAGCUGAAAAAUGGAGAACAAGCUUUAUUUGAACCAAAACCUCGCCCAAAACCUCGCCCAAGAAGAUGAGUAAUUGGAACACCGGAGUGGAAUUUCCUGUCGGUAACACCGCAGCUUCAACUUCCUCUUCUUUGGCUUUCAAUGUCGGUAACACCACCACCACCACCACCAAUUCUAACAAGAAAUUCCAAGACUUUCCUGGGCUUGAGGACGAUGAUCUUGUCUCCACCGUGGUUCCCACUGUAAUAGUUGUGCUAGAGGGUCGUUCCAUCUGCCAUCGCAUCAGCCUCCAUAACCAUGGUAGCUACCAAAGUCUGGCCAAAGCCCUACGCGAAAUGUUUGUGGAAAACGCUGGAGAGAUUGAUGAUUUUGAUCUUCCCAAUGUGAUUCCUGGCUACCUUAUUGCCUAUGAAGACAUGGAGAACGAUCUUCUUCUAGUCGGUGACCUUAGCUGGAAGGAUUUUGUACGUGUGGCAAAGAGAAUUCGUAUAAUUCCAACCAAGGCUAACUCAAGAAAAGGUUCAAUAGGAGCAACAUAAGCGAUGAUAACCUGCGACUAUGGUACAUGGGGGAUGUUUUGAGCAUGUAUAGGAAAAAAAACAU